Molecule: messenger RNA, 2033 nt
Organism: Haplochromis burtoni (Burton's mouthbrooder)
Lineage: Eukaryota; Metazoa; Chordata; Actinopteri; Cichliformes; Cichlidae
Product: tripartite motif-containing protein 16-like
Exons: 4
Coding region: 219-944 (241 amino acids)
Molecular function (GO): protein binding
Source: RefSeq, a predicted model, not a curated record
AUGGUUAUUUUUCUGCCUUUGCUUUUGUGGGAAACAAGAUGAUGAUGAUGAUGAAUGAGAAGUUGGCUAAGUGCUAGAUAUUUAUAAGUUAUUAGAUGGUUUUACAUUUAAAUAGACAGCUUUGACUUCUAGUUGAAGUGUUUACUGACUGAAGCACUCAAGAGCAAUUAGUGACAUUAACAGAAGCAAUCACUCUGUCUCUGCAUUCAACAGGGGGCAUGGCUGAGCUGUCUGAAACUCCCACAGAAAUUAACCCCGGUCUCUUUUUGGAUACGCCCACUCCGGACUCCAUGAAUCACGCUCCGGCUUUCCCCGCCUUGAGAGAAAUCAGCCUUGACAGUAUUCAGGCCCCGGAGCCGAGGACUAGAGAGGAGUUCCUGCAGUACUCAGUGAGCUUGACCCUUGACUCCAACACGGCCCACAGGCAGCUGACGCUCUCUGAGAACAACACUAAAGCCGCCCUGCAGGGGACGGCCCAGCUUUACCCCGACAGCCCCCAGCGUUUUGAUGGCUGGACCCAGGUGAUGUGUGACAGUCCGCUGUAUGCCCAACGCUGCUACUGGGAGGUGGAGUGGAGAGGCCGGGGCUCCUCAACCGGCAUAGCUUACGGGGCGAUGGCCAGGAAGGGCUCGGACGCCAGGUCAGGCCUCGGAUACAAUGCCCAGUCCUGGACCUUGGAGCUGUCGGACACCUGCUGCACAGCCAUGCAUGACAAUCAGAAAAAGGACAUUCCGGUCGUGUACUGCCCCCGUGUGGGCAUUUACCUGGACCUGUCCGCGGGAACGCUGUCGUUCUACAGCGUCGCAGAGAGCAUGACCCACCUCCACACCUUCCGAGCCAACUUUACGCAGCCGCUUUAUGCCACCUUCUGGGUGGGGAGCGGAAUCGGGGUUGGGCUAGACUUCAGUUCAAGUUCUGAGAGCAUCAAGAUCUGCCCCCUGUGAAGACCAGAGAGUUGGUAAUUCACUGACUGACUUCAGAGCUGAACACAGGAAAAACACAAGUGUUCCUGCUGAUUGUUAGAAUGACACACUGACUGAAAUUAUUUGCAAAGUCAUCUAUAAAUAUAUGUAUGUGUGUAUAUGUGUACAUAGCUUAAAUGCACUUAGUUAGCUUCUACUAUUCACAAAAAACAAAGAGUGCACUGUUUUUAGCAAACGGGAGCUUUCAAUGCCACAGAUUUUGGGUUGAGGCUGUCACAAUAUCAGACUGCAUAGUUAUCAUGGCGCUGAUGCCAUGUCUUCUAUAGAAAGAGAAAAUAAUCUUUAACUUUAUUUAUUCCACUUUUGUAUUUAGUUUUGUUUUUUGGGGGGAUCAAGAUGUUUGGGUAACCAGGUGGGUGCAGGUGGUGGUUAUGACUGAGAUAUCAAAUGAGUAAAUGUCAUUAUCAGAAUGUAAAAAGCAUCAGCAAAGUGUAUAAGGGCUAAAAUAUUUUUUAAAAGAUGGUAUUUCGAUGUUGUGCCUAAUAAAGAAAGUAAUAAUGCUUGACUGAAGUGUGAUGAACAAAUGCCACUGAUAUGUGCAUAUGUGGAUAUCUGGCACAGGACACGGUGCUGCCUGUUAACAAAGUACCAACUACACUUCAAGCAUGCAAAAAGUCGUUUAUCUAAUGUAGUCAGGUGUAUGACCUUUUGUGUUUUGGGUUGUUUGUUUGUUUGUUUGUUUUUUAAGGCAUGUUGGUUACUACUAUUGCAGUUCUUCUAAUGGCCACUUAAGACUGGUUUCAAAAGUAAGUCAGUCCACAUGUACAUUCAUGUUAAAAUGUCCCAAUUUGAUUGUUUGUUUUUUAAAUAUAACUCUUCCAUUUGGGAACUACUAAGGCUUGGAGUUAGGGACGUGGUUACUUUGAAUUACAGGUGAAAGAGAAUCAGGUGCCAUAUUUAUCCCAUAUUGGCUUUUCUUCAUUGGCUUCCUGUUUAUCCAGAAUCAAAUUUUAAAUCCUUCUCCUCACAUAGUCUAGUCUUGUCUUGUAUAAUCAGGUCCCAUCUUAUAUUAAAAACCUUGUUCUACCAUAUCAGCACUUUGUUCUCAGA